GCUGAAUAACUAGCCAACUAAGUCCAACUGAAACGACAUCGUGUCGAAACCUAAAAUCGGGAAAGAGUGCUUGAAAAUUGAAGAUUACUCGGAGUAACGGUUUCUUAGACAAAAGCCACUGAAAAAUCUAGCAAAAAAAGCUUUACCAUGAGCUUAUGUUUUUGUUCUCUGAUUCGUCCUUCGCCUUCAAUUUACGAGUCCAAUUUUCGACGGAAUUUGAGCCUCAACCACUUAAUCCCCCCUCUCAGUUUCUCUGUUUACGGCAAUAACAGGAAUUGUUUUGCGAGAGUUGUUCAACAAGGAUUCGAAGUCGAUAACAUUUCUUUGCACAGCCCGAUAAUCGAGGCAGAGGAAGAAAAGGAAGUGGUUCAUGAACUCGUUAAUGGAGUCGUCGGCGUUGACUUGGAGGAAAAUACACCGAAACCGGUAAGGGUUAGGAAGGCGAGAGAUGAUGAUGGUGACGGUGAAAGCUUUGAGGAUAGAUUCAAGUUACGAAACGGGAAGGAGGUUUUUGAAGAGAAAGCCUAUUUAGUGGGCUUGGAGCGUAAAGGCGAAACUUUGGAUUCGUUUGGCAUCGAGGAGUCGCUUAAGGAGCUGGCUCAGCUGGCCGACACUGCAGGGCUUAUGGUCGUUGGUUCAACUUAUCAAAAAUUAGCUUCUCCCAACCCGAGGACAUACAUAGGAUCAGGAAAAGUUGCAGAAAUUAAGAGUGCAAUUAGUGCUUUUGGGGUUGAGACUGUAAUUUUUGAUGAUGAGCUCUCACCUGGGCAAUUGCGCAAUUUGGAAAAGGCUUUUGGUGGGGAUGUUAGAGUUUGUGAUAGGACUGCUUUAAUCCUGGAUAUCUUCAAUCAGCGAGCAGCAACACAUGAAGCAGCUUUACAGGUUGCAUUGGCACAAAGGGAAUACCAAUUGCCACGUCUUACUAAAAUGUGGACCCACCUUGAGCGUCAAGCUGGAGGCCAGGUGAAGGGUAUGGGUGAGAAACAAAUUGAAGUGGACAAGCGUAUCUUACGUACUCAAAUUGGAGUUCUCAAAAAAGAGCUUGAAUCUGUCAGAAAACAUCGAAAGCAAUACAGAAACCAUCGAUUUUCUGUUCCUGUUCCUGUUGUAUCUUUGGUUGGGUACACGAAUGCUGGCAAGAGUACACUUUUAAAUCAAUUGACCGGAGCUAAUGUUCUUUCUGAGGACCGACUCUUUGCAACCCUUGAUCCAACAACAAGAAGAGUUCAGAUGAAAAAUGGAAGUGAAUUUCUUCUCACAGACACUGUUGGUUUCAUCCAAAAGUUGCCAACAACCUUGGUUGCUGCAUUCAGAGCAACAUUGGAGGAGAUCUCAGAGUCUUCUCUUUUAGUGCAUGUGGUGGACAUCAGUCAUCCCCUAGCAGAGGAGCAGAUAGAUGCUGUGGAAAAAGUUCUUUCAGAACUAGAUGUGUCUGCAAUUACAAAGUUAAUGGCCUGGAACAAGGUCGAUAGGGUUAGUGAUCCGCAAAAAAUCAAGUUGGAAGCAGAGAGAAGAGAAGAUGUUGUUUGUAUAUCUGCUUUGACUGGUGAGGGCUUACAGGAAUUCUGCAAUGCUGUGCAGGAAAAGUUGAAGGAUUCUAUGGUUCAAGUGGAAGCCUUAGUUCCCUUUGACAAAGGGGAGCUUCUCAGUGCCAUACAUCAGUUUGGAAUGGUGGAGAAAACUGAAUAUACUGACAAUGGGACAUUGGUCAAGGCAUUUGUCCCUCUUCGUUUCGCAAGGCUGCUUACCCCAAUGAGGCAGUUCUGUAAAUCAUAACUUCAACUUUCUCGAAUAUAUCAUGACCUUUUUAAUACUUCCUGCCGGUAAAUGAUUCAUCGACAUGUAUUAAUUGACCAAAAAGCAAUUAACUUAAACGAGUUUUUAAGGGGCAAAAAAAUAGGGAGAGAGCAGUGAUUGCUUAGUAAAGCAUUGCCCAAAGACCAGUGUAUAUAGAGUACAAAGGUAUGUAUUUUUGUAUCCUUGAAGAUGAAACAGACCUUGACAGCCAAAAAAUUCUACUACUUUUCCAGAAAACAAUUUCAAAUUUCUGUGUAAAUUUGAGAUGCCCGAUUGCUAGCACUAAAACCACUAGAGUAAUUAGAUUGUUAAUGAACCGUGAAACAGGCCUUGAUUGUUCAAUGUUUCUCGUUGAAUUCAUUGAUACCGCCUACCAGGUCUCUUAGUUGAUACACCUUUGCGAUGUUUGUUUCUAGACGACUAUCGGGUGUUGUGUUCAAAUCUCAUUUAAAUUGAAAAGAGAUUGGGUUUUGGAAAGGAGCAAUUGAUUUGAUCCUAGCUAUAAGCUAUGAAGGCAAAAAACCGGAAGCACUGCCUCCACUCAGCUUUUUGUCGCUUACAAUUCGAGUGACAAAAAGAAGCGUCAAGACAAGUUGACGCGGUCGUGGCUAUCUAAAGCAGGU
This is a messenger RNA of Durio zibethinus, 2420 nucleotides long. Its product is annotated as GTP-binding protein, HflX. Gene Ontology annotation, cellular component: cytoplasm. The record is from RefSeq and is a predicted model, not a curated record. Gene Ontology annotation, molecular function: GTP binding; ribosome binding. NCBI's taxonomy places the organism in Eukaryota, Viridiplantae, Streptophyta, Magnoliopsida, Malvales, Malvaceae.